This is a messenger RNA of Hypomesus transpacificus, 1048 nucleotides long. RefSeq names its product STING1 ER exit protein 1 (gene steep1). The record is from RefSeq and is a predicted model, not a curated record. NCBI's taxonomy places the organism in Eukaryota, Metazoa, Chordata, Actinopteri, Osmeriformes, Osmeridae. The coding region runs from base 127 to 804 and encodes 225 amino acids. The transcript is spliced from 7 exons.
GUCAUCAUUAAUCGCCCACCGUGUUGCUUCCUGUGUGGUGACCCAGAUGCUAGCUAGCCAGGUAGAAAUUAGCUAGACUACCAUUUAAAAUAUAUGUUUGCCUUCUUUUAAUUAGAAGUAACAGUCAUGCCGAAAGUUGUGUCACGAAGUGUUGUUUGUUCCGACACCCGAGACCGCGAGGAGUAUGAUGACGGAGAAAAACCGCUUCACGUGUAUUAUUGUUUAUGUGGUCAAAUGGUUUUAGUUCUGGACUGUCAGCUGGAAAAACUUCCUAUGCGGCCACGAGACAAAUCAAGAGUGAUCGAUGGUGCUAAACAUGCACACAAGUUUUGUAAUGUUGAGGAAGACGAGAACACUUACAUCAAAAGACCAGAGGGAAUUGAGAGACAGUAUCGUAAGAAAUGUGGAAAGUGUGGGCUACUACUCUUCUAUCAACACCAAUUGAAGAACACCCCUGUCACGUUUAUUAUCGAUGAAGCGGUUGUGAAAUUUGGACAAGGAGGAAUCGGUAAUACGAGUGUCUACAGUCAAAAGCCGGAGGCUCCCAAAAAAGUCAGAGUAAUGAUGACCAAGCGGACCAAAGACAUGGGCAAAUUCAGUUCAGUUACUGUGUCCACCAUUGAUGAAGAAGAGGAGGAAAUUGAGGCUAGAGAGGUGGCAGAUUCGUACGCCCAGAAUGCUAAAGUGAUUGAGAAGCAGCUGGAGAGGAAAGGCAUGAGCAAGAAGAGACUUCAGGAACUGGCUGAGCUGGAGGCAAAGAAGGCCAAAAUGAAAGGAACCUUGAUUGAUAAUCAAUUUAAGUAACAAGGUGCAGACAAAAGGAGUUUUUGUAAAUAUUUUUUCUAAACGUCCAUAUGGACUCUUGUCUAAAAGGUCUUAGAAACUAUUUAGUUUAUAUUAACUUUAGUACACCAUGCUCAGUUUCAGUUAAAACAUUGCUGUUUUUAAAAUCUGAUUCAACCACAAACGAUUAUUGUAUUUGAGUUCAGUCACUCUGUAUGGAAACUACAAGGACAAAAUGCAGAAAUAAAGAUUUUUUUUUAACUCA